Messenger RNA from Strongyloides ratti, 1164 nucleotides. RefSeq names its product Astacin-like metalloendopeptidase. Lineage: Eukaryota; Metazoa; Nematoda; Chromadorea; Rhabditida; Strongyloididae. Gene Ontology annotation, biological process: proteolysis. The record is from RefSeq and is a predicted model, not a curated record. The transcript is spliced from 2 exons. Gene Ontology annotation, molecular function: metalloendopeptidase activity. Bases 1 to 1164 code for a protein of 387 amino acids.
AUGGCAUAUUUUUUAAUUUCUUUUCUAUUAUUAUUUUUGUGUGCUAGAACAAAUACUGACCAAAAUGCUGAUGAAUCUGUAGAAUUAAAUUAUAAUGUAGAUACAUAUCCACCUUAUCCUGUAAAACCAAAGACUAUUAAUUAUUUCCUUGUGAAUAAUGUUUAUGCAAAAAAUAUAGAUGCUGUAUUUAAAAGCUUAAAAUCACAAACUUGUUUGAUUUUUGAAAAAAAAAAGAAUUAUAGUAAAAAUAUACAUAUUCAUUUUUUUUACGAUUAUAGCGGUGAUGUAAUUUCAUUAGCUUGUUGUAAAAAUACAGAAACAAAAGCUUUUUUAACAAAUAAAACACAACACAGUCUUAGAUUAACAAGCCAUUAUAUUGGCCGUGCUUUGGGUUUGACUCCAGAAAUAUUACGUGAGGAUAGAGAUAAAUUUGUAAAAAUGGAUUUUAAAAAUAUUGACAGCAAUUAUAAAAAAUAUUACGAAAAUCCAAAUAUAACUAUAAGACUUAAACCUACCACUGAUUUUAAUUAUAAAUCAAUAAUGUUUCUUAGUCCUUAUUAUGGAAGCAAAAAUCAACAACCUAUCUUUAAAGCUAAAAUGUCAUCUUAUUAUGAUGAAAUGAUUGGAAAAUAUGAUUAUUUUACUCAUAACGAUAAGAAAUAUUUAAAUAGUAUAUACUGUAGUUCAAAAUGUAAAAAUAAAUUUAGUGGAUGUAAAAAUGGUGGAUAUGAAAAUCCUUCUUGCAAUGCAUGUAUAUGUCCAACUGGUUUUGUAGGAAAAAAAUGUACAAGCAUUGCUUCUUCAAAAGGUAAAUGUGGUAGUAAAAAAUAUUUCACUGUAUCUACUAAAAAAAAAUAUAUAACUGGUGAUUCUUUCUCUGGAACAUGUUAUUUUUCAAUAAAAUCAACCUCUACCAAAAAAUAUGUAAAAAUAAUUGUUGAAAAUCUAAGCAUUGCAUCAACAAGUAAGUGUAAUGGUGAAUAUGGUUUAGAAAUAAAACAUCGUGAUGAUAAAGGAGCAGAUGGUCUUUAUCUGUGCGGUCAAUAUAGAAAAGUUGAAAUUCCCGUAACAUCAAAUUUUGUUCUUCUACGUUAUAAUGUCACAGGUAAAAAUAAUAAAUUGAAGAUUUCAUAUCAACAAGUCAACAGUCUUUCAAAAAUAUAA